This is a messenger RNA of Drechmeria coniospora, 588 nucleotides long. RefSeq lists its product as uncharacterized. The record is from RefSeq and is a predicted model, not a curated record. NCBI's taxonomy places the organism in Eukaryota, Fungi, Ascomycota, Sordariomycetes, Hypocreales, Ophiocordycipitaceae. Bases 1 to 588 code for a protein of 195 amino acids. The transcript is spliced from 3 exons.
AUGAGCCUCCUUCGACCCUCGGCAGCGCUCGCGUACCUAGCAUGCACAGUCCUCGCCUUGAUCCCUCGACCAGAACAUAUUCCGGAUCCGCACUACAAGGAUUGGCCCCUUGAGCCCGAAGAUCUGGUCGGUCGGCUGUGCGUUGAUAAAAUGGCAGCGGCUUGCCUCGACGGUCAAGGGUGCGAAUCGGCGUGCAAGGUUUGUCUCGACGACCUCCCCAAGGGGCCGGAAAUGUCCAAAGCACAAUGCAGCUGGUCAAUCAUCACUCCCUCGGCUCGCGAGCACGUCCCCGACGUAAUAUUUAUUCAAGUGCAUGCAUCUAUGCACCCCGAUACGAGCACUCCGUCCUCUGCUCCGUCGAGGGGCAUCCCUUGGACGACUUGCAUCGAAUAUACGGCUCUCGUCCCGGUCAUCCGCGAGCGUCGUGCUGCUCGCUUCGAGCCCGCUCGUGUCACGGCGACUCUCGGCAGGACGUGCGAGGGCGCGCGGUCUGAAGGCACCAUGUUCCAUUACCUCGGCGCCCGCCGCACAUGCUCAGUACAUGUCGGUUUAUUUAGGGGUCAGUAUUCCAUGGCGUACCAUGGAUAG